CAGCCGCCGCAGCCGAAUCGAGCCGCGUGCCCUCCACGCUCCAGCAGCUCCCAGCGCCGCCAUGGCCCCGGCCCUCUGGCCGCGCCUCGGCCGCAUCCUCUGGCUGGCCUGCCUCCUGCCCUUGGCCCCGGCUAGGGUGGCUGCAGGCGUGUAUGAACUUCACCUCACCCCCGAUGGCCCUGCCACCACGGGGGCAGAGGUGACCAUCACGGCCAGCCUGGUGGCCGAUGACAAUGGCAGCCUGGUCCUGCCCGCCAGCACCCGCCUUUACCGCUUCCGCUGGAUUCACACCCCAUUGCUGCUCACGGGGAAGACAGAUGAGGCUUUCAGCUCCACCAUCCGCGUCGUGGGGAACGUGCCCGGGGACUUCCCGGUCUCCGUCUGGGUCACCGCCGCUGACUGCGGGAUGUGCCAGCCUGUGGCCAGGAGCGUCCUUGUCCUCCCCAUUACAGAGUUCCUCGUGGGGAACCUCGUUGUCACCCAGAACACCUCCCUGCCCUGGCCCAGCUCCUACCUCACCAAGACAGUCCUUAAAGUUUCCUUCCUCCUCCACGACCCCAGCAACUUCUUCAAGACCGCCUCGUUUCUCUACAGCUGGGACUUCGGAGACGGCACCCAGAUGGUGACCAAAGACGCUACAGUCUAUUAUAACUAUUCCAUCGUUGGAUCCUUCACUGUGAAGGUCAAGGUUGUGGCGGAGUGGGAGCAGGUAACACCGGACGUCGGGAAGGGCGUUCUGCAGAAGACGGGCGACUUCUCCGCCUCGCUGAAGCUGCAGGAAACCCUUCGAGGCAUCCAGGUCUUGGGGCCUACCCUAAUUCAGACCUUCCAAAAGAUGAUAGUGACCUUGAACUUCCUGGGGAGCCCCCCUCUGAACGUGUGCUGGCGUCUUAAGCCCGAGUGCCUCCCGCUGGGGGAAGGGGAAUGCCACCCUGUGUCAGUGGGCAGCACGGCUUACAACCUGACCCACAUCUUCAGGGAUCCUGGGGACUACUGCUUCAGCAUCCAGGCCGAGAACGUUAUCAGCAAGACGCAUCAGUACCACAAGAUCCAGGUCUGGCCCUCCAGCAUCCAGCCUGCUGUCUUCGCUUUCCCGUGUGCCACGCUCAUCACCAUGAUGCUGGCCUUCAUCAUGUACAUGACCCUGCGGAACGCCGCUCAUCAGAAGGACAUGGUGGAGAACCCGGAGCCGCCCACUGGGGUCAGGUGCUGCUGCCAGAUGUGCUGUGGGCCCUUCCUGCUGGAGACGCCAUCCGAGUACCUGGAAGUUGUCCGCGAGAACCACGGGCUGCUGCCGCCCCUCUACAAGUCUGUCAAAACUUACACGGUGUGAGCGCCCCCCGCCCCCGACCCGGUUUCAGCGUUGACUGACUGCUGACUGGGAGUUUCGGGCAGGGCGGGGCAGGGUGGUGCACGCUGCCCAGCAGGAGGGGUUCAUGUGUGCAGGGCUGUCCACCCUGGACGGCCGUCCAUUUUUACAGUCCAGCUGCCUCCACAAGCCCCCCUCCAUCACACCCCCUAGCCAUCCAUCCAUCCAUCCACCUAUACAGUUGUAAGCCCCUCUCAGUCAGUCCCACUCCUUGGCUUUGAAGAGGCCUCAAGUGGGGCUGCAACACCAAACGUGGUCCUUGUUCUCUCCUAAGUGUGCCUGGCUACUCCUCGUCCAUUCCUCCCCUAUUGGCACAUUUGCUGUCUAUCUUGGGUUCACAGUUCCCUCCCCCAGGCAGCCCUGCCCAGGUCAGAGAGCUGGAAGGAAGGUCACAAAUGGAUAAUUUAAGGCUGCAUCACAAAAGGUCAUACAUACAGAGACAAGCGUGCACACGCCACAGACAUUUCAGAUGAUUUCCUCUGUAUCAGUUAGGUGGUUGCUGGGAUGUACCCUGAAUCAGCACUAAAAUGAAAUCUGACCUUUCCCACAUGGCCCUGACAGCUCCUGGGCCUGGCUCCUCCCUUUGUGUGCUGUCCCUGUGGCUACUGGGUCCCUCUCUAAGGACACCCUGUUCCCUCUCUGCUUGCUGGGGGUUGGGUGGGGGCAGGGCUAAUGCUUUGUGAGUGCAAAGUGCUUUAUAAAUAGCACCUUCUUUUAUUGAGUCCAUGUUAAACUUUCAUUGAGGAAAAGGCUUUGCAGCCAAAAAAGAGUCAAGCCACGGGGACUUGGGUACCUGGAGGGGGAGGGGAUAGUGUUCUUGCCCCCCCAGCUGCUCCCAGGGUGGCCUUGAGAAGGAAGAGGCAGGACUGGAUGGAACCCGGGGCGGGGGACCAGCCCACUCCUCUUUCUUUGUUGGCCCAGCAGCCUGGGGGAGGCAGAGGAUGUGCAGAGAGUGUGUUAUGGGUGCAGAGGGAGACCACGAUUAGGCCCCCAUCGAACUGUGCAGGAUUAGGGAGCAACCUGGGCCUGCCUGGGGAGGGGAGGCAGGGCCGUGGGGGCUGAGCUUUGUUGCUGUCAUCGUUUGCUCUCAGACUUUGUGCUGAAAACAGCGUUUCCCACUGUCGUGCAGCUCCUACUCAUGAAAUACUGCCAUUAUUGCCGAAUAAAGCUUGUGUGCUCUGAGUAUAGCCAA
Messenger RNA from Aethalodelphis obliquidens (Pacific white-sided dolphin), 2561 nucleotides. RefSeq names its product transmembrane protein 130 (gene TMEM130). Gene Ontology annotation, cellular component: plasma membrane. The transcript is spliced from 8 exons. Bases 62 to 1333 code for a protein of 423 amino acids. NCBI's taxonomy places the organism in Eukaryota, Metazoa, Chordata, Mammalia, Artiodactyla, Delphinidae. The record is from RefSeq and is a predicted model, not a curated record.